Molecule: messenger RNA, 1362 nt
Organism: Aspergillus brunneoviolaceus CBS 621.78
Lineage: Eukaryota; Fungi; Ascomycota; Eurotiomycetes; Eurotiales; Aspergillaceae
Product: DnaJ family domain-containing protein
Exons: 2
Coding region: 1-1362 (453 amino acids)
Source: RefSeq, a predicted model, not a curated record
AUGGCUCGUCGACUGUCCGAGAUGACCGAGGAAGCUAUGCUCGAAGGCGGUCGAUCCGCACGCAAGAAUCUCGAGUCGGCCGGGUUUUCGGAGGAGCUGAAGAAACAGCUGGAGGAACGGGUGGCGGCGGCGGCUUUCCAGAGCGAGUACGCGAGUGCGCAUGCUACAGUCAACACGCCGGCUAGCGCUGGACAAGGCACACGAGACAUCGCCGGUGGCGAGCCCUGGACCGGCACGGAAAACCUCCACGACGUCACCCUACGCAUGCUGGAUAGCUCGAUCAAACCGAUGCGCACGCCCUUCAAGAUCCCCAACCCCGUCGACAUGCGGAUAAAGCCCAAGCCCAACGAGUCGGCCGGCUUGCGGCUCGCCAGGGCGAAGGAGCGCACGGCAACAUACACUCAGGCGCAAAGCUCGGGGCCGUCGGAGGAAGAGCGCGAGGCGAUGCGUCGGGAGAUGAGGGAGCGGUUUUCGCCCGGGGCCAGGCCGAUGCCGGCCACGUUGCAAGGACUGACGGCGUUGGCGAAUGAGCGGAUCGAGGAUGCGAUCGCGCGCGGGCAAUUCAACAAGAUCAAAAGGGGCAAAGGGGUGAACGUGACUACUGAUCAUAAUGCGAAUAGUCCCUUUAUCGACACGACGGAGUACUUCAUGAACAAGAUCAUCCAGAAACAGGAGAUCGUGCCGCCUUGGAUUGAAAAGCAACAGGAUCUGGUGAGGGAGGUCGAUCGGUUCCGGUCCCGGCUGAGGGCUGAGUGGCGACGGCACGCUGCCCGACUGAUUGCCAGUGAGGGAGGGUCGCUGGAGGCGCAGAUGCGUCGGGCGCAGGCGUAUGCCGCGGCGGAGGCUCGCUUGGCCGAACGGGCCAAGAUCGAGCAAGCUUUUAGAGACCCCAGCAGCAGCAGCAGCGGGAGUAGCGGUGAAGAGCAGGACUCUUCCGAUGCGAGUACGACCGAAGCACUAGCCGACGAGAUUCCAGAGAAGGAGCCGUUGCCGCAUGUCUCGCCUCUGCGUGACCCGCAGUAUCUCAAUACCGAGCGCUCGUUCCUGGAACUCAUGGUUAAGAAUCUGAAUGCGCAAACACGGUCCUACAAUUUAAUGGCUCCACCGGUGGCGCAAAAGCCGUAUCUCAACCUCGAGCGGGAGCUGAACGCUUGUUAUACUGAAGUAGCUCCUGGUCUGGCGGAGGAGAUCAAACGACGAGCAAUUGAGCGGGCUCGAGGACCGGCUACGGACGAGCCCAAAGCGGCUAGCAUCCUAGAGUCUCUGAGUACCUCGAAUACGGUGCGGGUGUACGAAGAGGAUCACUCGAAGGGCUAUGGAUUUAAGCAGUUCUGGCGGGACCUCUUUGCCAAGAAAGAAUAG